This is a messenger RNA of Acinonyx jubatus (cheetah), 7523 nucleotides long. It is a transcript of the gene ZBTB7A, whose product is annotated as zinc finger and BTB domain containing 7A. The transcript is spliced from 3 exons. Gene Ontology annotation, molecular function: protein binding; RNA polymerase II cis-regulatory region sequence-specific DNA binding; DNA-binding transcription factor activity, RNA polymerase II-specific. Gene Ontology annotation, biological process: regulation of transcription by RNA polymerase II. Bases 1852 to 3612 code for a protein of 586 amino acids. NCBI's taxonomy places the organism in Eukaryota, Metazoa, Chordata, Mammalia, Carnivora, Felidae. The record is from RefSeq and is a predicted model, not a curated record.
CCUCCAGGGUAGGGGGUUCAGUCCCUUGCUGGUACCUGGGGGCAGUGUGGAGGAGGGGGAAGGAGCCUGGGAAGGACCAGUCGGGCAGUACAGAGCCAGGGGGCUCUUGUGUUCAAAGUGAGCUCUGCUGUGUGACCCUGGGCGAGUCACUUCCCCUCUCUGAGCCUCAGUUUCCUGACCCGUAAAGUGGGGCAGUGAUUACAGACCUGUAAGGACCCCUGUCGAGAUCAACAGGGUCAGGCCUGUUGAGGAGCAGCGCCUGCCCUCGGGGCCCAAGUCCUGAGUGGAGCCCCAAAGCGCGGAAGGGGCCCUGCUGAGAAUCUGGCGCUUGUGAAGAGCCUGGCCAAAGGACUGGCCCCUCCAUCUGUCCCCCCAGCAGGCUGUGAGCGGCUACUCGGUGGAAGUGUCCCCACCCACGCCUUUCUGGUUUAACUGGAAAACAAGGCCCCGUCCCACCUCCCAUCAGGAUGUGUUUGAUGGGAGGGAGCUGGCAGGUUUGUGGGCACAGGACACAAGGCCCCAACGGGCCAGGCUCCCCCUCGUCUGGGCCCUCCAGGCUUAGCGAUCCACCUGCCCGGGCUGGGGGCGGGGGGGUGGGGGUGGGAGGUGCAGGCACCUCCUGGUAACAAGCAGGCCUCGGGGGAGGGAGGGAGAGGUCUGGACGUAAGAGAGGACAGCUUCGAGAGGCCAGCCAGGCCCCUUCUGGGCAUUUUGUCCUAGCAGGUACAGCCUGAGCAAGAGUGGGCUAGACCGUGCUGGGAAUCUGUGAAGCCUGGCUUUGCUUCCCCCAGGUGAUGGGAAGCUCAUUCCUUCUAACUCCCCACGAGUGGCUCUGGCUUCCCGGGGCUUCCUCUUGGAAGCCGGUGACUGGUGUCAGGGCUGUUACUUCCUGACCUGCGACAGCCCUCGAGAGCGUGGGAAUAGGGUGAGCCUCAGCCCCACCCAUGAGUUGGGGGUCAGAUGGGAUCCCCGUGACCUCCUCGAAGCACCCCCCGCCCCCCAACUUCCCACCGGCCUGCAGCCUUCCUGCCUCUGGCCCUUUAAGGCCUGGGCAGGAAGCCCCUCCCCAUUUAGGGCAAUAAAUGGACACAUAAAAUGGCCGAGGGCCUGUUUGCUGGUGUCUGGCCUGGCUGGAGGCCUGUGAGGACAGGCGGGCUGGCAGCCCGGCAGCCACCCUGGGCCGUUGGUGCCCCCCACUCCCUAAUCGGGACGCUGCAUUCCUGUCCCAUUAAACCCCAGGCCGGGGACCGGGCCAGGCAGGGAUUGGCACCAGGUCAGGGCGGGGUUACCCGUUGGGACCAACCUUGCAACACAGGCCGCUGGCCUGGGAGGGGGCGGGGGCGGCUGGGCGUGGGCCUGGCGACCGCACCUGGGCACCAGACUUGCUGUGUGACCUUGGGCCGGCCACCUACCCUCUCUGGGUCUGGUUUUCCCCUCCAGGUGAGGGCUCCUCGCCCCUGGCUUCCUCCUGGGGCCUCACCACAUACUUCCUUGACACGCAGUAGGUGGGGAGGGGUCUGAAUUCCUGGAGUCACAUUCGGAGGUUAAGUUCAGAGUCCCCCCCCCCCCAUCCGCAAGGAGGCCGGGGGGGGGGGUCAGUAAGCAGCCUCACUGGGCCUUUGGGGACGCAUGCCGGCACACAGUAGGUCCUCAGGCAGAGUUUGCUGAAUAGGUGGGGCCGGGACCCUGGGCCUCAAGCAGCCCCAGUCCCCUUGGCACUUGUCAUGACCUCCGAGGAAACUGAGGCACAGAGAGGCCCUGCCUCUUGCCCAGUGUCCUACAGCCUGGAAGUGGAGGACCUGGGAUUUGGGCCCGGACUGCUGUGCACGGCACAUAGUCUCGGCGCGGAAGAUGGCCGGCGGUGUGGACGGCCCCAUCGGGAUCCCGUUCCCUGACCACAGCAGCGACAUCCUGAGCGGACUCAACGAGCAGCGGACGCAGGGCCUGCUGUGCGACGUGGUGAUCCUGGUGGAGGGCCGGGAGUUCCCCACGCACCGCUCGGUGCUGGCGGCCUGCAGCCAGUACUUCAAGAAGCUGUUCACGUCGGGCGCCGUGGUGGACCAGCAGAACGUGUAUGAGAUCGACUUCGUCAGUGCCGAGGCCCUCACGGCCCUCAUGGACUUCGCCUACACGGCCACGCUCACCGUCAGCACGGCCAACGUGGGCGACAUCCUCAGCGCCGCCCGCCUGCUGGAGAUCCCCGCCGUGAGCCACGUCUGCGCCGACCUCCUCGACCGGCAGAUCCUGGCGGCCGACGCGGGCGCCGACGCCGGGCAGCUGGACCUCGUGGAUCAGACCGACCAGCGGAACCUCCUCCGGGCCAAGGAGUACCUCGAGUUCUUCCAGAGCAACCCCAUGAACAGCCUGCCCCCCACCGCCGCCUUCCCCUGGUCUGCUUUCGGCACGUCCGACGAGGACUUGGACGCCACCAAGGAGGCCGUGGCCGCGGCCGUGGCCGCCGUGGCCGCCGGCGACUGCAAUGGCUUGGACUUCUACGGGCCGGGGCCGCCGGCCGAGCGGCCCUCGGCCGGGGACGCGGACGAGGGCGACAGCAACCCGGGCCUGUGGCCGGAGCGGGACGAGGACGCCCCGGCCGGGGGCCUCUUCCCGCCGCCCGUGGCCCCGCCGGCCACCGCCACGCAGAACGGCCACUACGGCCGGGGUGGGGAGGAGGAAGCGGCCUCGCUGUCGGAGGCGGCCCCCGAGCCGGGCGACUCUCCGGGCUUCCUGUCGGGCGCGGCCGAGGACGGGGACGGGGACGGGCCCGACGCGGAUGGGCUGGCGGCCAGCACGCUGCUGCAGCAGAUGAUGUCAUCGGUGGGCCGGGCGGGGGCGGCGGCGGCGGCGGCGGCGGGGGACAGCGACGACGAGUCGCGGGCGGACGACAAGGGCGUCGUGGACUACUACCUGAAGUACUUCAGCGGCGCCCACGACGGGGAUGUUUACCCGGCCUGGUCGCAGAAGGUGGAAAAGAAGAUCCGGGCCAAGGCCUUCCAGAAGUGCCCCAUCUGCGAGAAGGUCAUCCAGGGCGCCGGCAAGCUGCCGCGGCACAUCCGGACCCACACCGGAGAGAAGCCCUACGAGUGCAACAUCUGCAAAGUCCGAUUCACCAGGCAGGACAAGCUCAAGGUCCACAUGAGGAAGCACACGGGCGAGAAACCGUACCUGUGUCAGCAGUGCGGGGCGGCCUUCGCGCACAACUACGACCUGAAGAACCACAUGCGCGUGCACACCGGCCUGCGCCCCUACCAGUGUGACAGUUGCUGCAAGACCUUCGUGCGCUCCGACCACCUGCACAGACACCUCAAGAAGGACGGCUGCAACGGCGUCCCCUCGCGCCGCGGCCGCAAGCCCCGCGUGCGGGGCGGGGCGCUCGGGGGGCCCGACCCCUCCCCGGGGGCCGCCGCCCCGCCCGGCGCCGCGGCCCCGCCCGGCUCCCCCGACGGCCGGCGCAACGGCCGGGAGAAGCACUUUAAGGACGAGGACGAGGACGAGGACGAGGCCGGCGCCGAUGGCCUGAGCAGGUUGAAUGUAGCGGGUGCCGGCGGAGGGGGAGGCGACGGGGGCGCCGGGGCCACCGCCGACGGCAGCUUCGCGGCCGGACUUGCCUGAAAACCAAAAAGAGAAAACAGAAACCCGAGAGAGAGAGAGAGAGAGAGAGAGAGACAGAGAGAGAGAGAAAAUCACCCACCACCCCCCCAAAAACACAAAAAAAGAAAAUCUAUCUAUAUACAGAUAUCUAUAUCUAUAUAUAUAUAUACAGAUAUAUAUAUAUGAGGCGCCACAGAAUCUAGGGUAGUGCUUUUCUGAGAUUUUUCUCCUUCAUGAUGUUCUCUCCCUCCGCGGGGACCCUCGCCCCCGCUCCGGCUCCCCAUACCCCCACCCCGCCGACGGGUUUCGGGGCUCGGUUUGGGGUUUUUGUGGGACAUCUAGAUUCUGAGCCCCCCCCCCCCCCCCGCGGGGCACACCCAGCAUGGAGUCUGGGGUCCCAUCUGAGGCCUGGUCAGGGCCCCAGGCGCCAGGUGGGGGUGAGGGUGGCCGCGGGGGCUGGGGCACUGGGGUGGGCUUUUGUUUUGCAUCCCCUCGCUGGUUUCUAUGAGUCUUUCAGACAAGACCUUAAAUGAUCUCUGUCCGCUGUGAGUGGACGUUAAAAUGCACCCUGUCCCCACCCCCACCCUCCUUCCUCAGGGCACUUACUAAGUGGGGGUCUCCCCCCCCCCCCCCACCUCCCUGCCUCCCGCUCCUGCCUGUGGUCCUGUAUGUGUCCUGGCCGCUGUGACACAAAUCUAUUUAUUUCCAGGUCCGGAGAGGGGAGUCGGGGGAGGGGGUGCCAGGGUGGCUCCCUGGGGGGGGGGGGGCUGCCGCCGCCUCCCUUCACGGCACUUACGCCCUGGCGGACCCCCCCCCUCGGACUGCCGCUCAGGGCGCCCCGCCACCCCCCCCCCCCAGGCCGUGCUCCCUGACCCAGGCCACCCAGACCCCAUGAGACGUUUGGAGAUUCAAAACAUUUUUGUCUUUACCCUCCCCUUAGCCCUCUCCCCAGUUUUUAAAGCACUUUUUAGAUUUUUUUUUCUUUUCCUCCUUAAAAACAAAAUUUAUAUAUAGAUAUAUAUAGAUAUAUAUAUAUAAAAUAUACUUUCCUCAGAGGAGCAAAGCAACAGUGUGGGGUGGACGAGGCCAGAGCGGAGGGAGCCCAGGGUCUCGAGGUGGCAGGGAGGAGGGAAGAGUCCAGACGUUCUCGUGUCACAAAAGCAAUAAAGACAACAUUUUACAAAAUGAAAGGAAAAAAAAACAAAAAACCACAAAAAAACACACAAAAAAAAGACAACCAACCACAAAUAGAAGUCUUGGCACUUUGUAACAGAACGGGUACUAUACUUUAUCUUAAUUCUUAAUUUAAAAACAUGUUUACAAGUUGCAACCAACUUCUAUGAAAAGUCGAAAAGACAAAAAAAAUAAAAAAUAAAAGAGAGCGAGCGAGAGAGAGCGAGCGAGAGAGAGAGCAAAAAGAAAUUCCUAAAAGUCAAUUUAUUUUUGUACAAAAUAAUAAAAAAAAAAACCCACCGCAGAUGCAGAAUCCACUUCUGUUCCCCGAGGUGAGAGGGGUCAGGAAGGCACGGGGGCGAGGUCUUCUGAGGUAUUCGUGCUUUGACCCGGGGGCUUGCCUUGCAGGCAGGACCGUGGGGUUUUUUUGUGUUUCUGCCGUGUCCCCCCCCCCCCAUUCUGUCCCAUUUUGGUUCUGAUUCGGAGGUGUCUCAUCACCUGCCAGCCAUACGAUGGCCACCCGUGUCUGCGGGGACCCUCCUUACUGACUCCCCAGCUCAGGGAUGGGCCCGAGAGAGGGCUGGCCUUCCAACCAGCUAGAGCAAUCCAGUCCCCCCCCCCCACCCCCUGCCCUCGCCCCUCGCCCACUUUGGGGCUCCCCGCCCUGCAGCAUGGCCGCCCUUCCUUGUGGCCACCAAGGAGCCGCCAUCUGGGACAGGUCAACCCCGUCGAGGUGGGUGGCGGGGCCCCACCUCCAGGGCCUUAUAUUCCCCCAGGCACCCCUCUUUUUAUUCAAAGGCACUGACUGUAAUCUGGGGGCUGGCACCCGCCUCCCCCCAGCCUCUGGCUCCCCAAAGGCCCGGUACUGACCGAGCCACAGGCCACGGACGGGGGCCAGGGCUGGGGAGACCGUGUUGCCAGAGGCCAGGGCACCCUCACCCCAACGCCCUCUCGCAUAUGCAAUGCCUAGCGUGGGACCCUGUAAAUAGACGCUCUGUCAAGCCGAGACCCUCCCCCAUCAAAGCCCAAGGUGAGGGGUGCCCCUGCUCCCCCCCCCCUCCAGCUGCUGGCCCGUCUCCCUGUGCCCCUUUGCUCUGUGACAGACCCCGUCUUGUCUUUUUUUUUUUUUUUUUUUUUAAAGGGAAGCUUUUUAAGAAGGCAACUUUCAUCAUUGUUUCUACAGGAUACUAUUCAUCACCCCUCCCCCCGAGCCCGUCAGCCCCCCAAAUGUCUCAGGACCCCCCCUCCUGAGGGGGGGUGGCAGGGGAGCCCAGGGCCGGGUGGCCUCCCUCACACCCCGGUGUCAUAGAGUAAGCCCUUUUGGAGAACCAUCUGUGGAGGCCAAGCAGAGAGCUCGAGCGCCCAGGCCAGGGACCCCCCCCCACCCCACCCCAGCUGAGAGGUUCCCUGAGGGGACAGCCCUCUCCCCCCCCCCCAUACACCCCCUCGCAAUAAAACCAACUGAAAAAUCACAGCUGUCGUCCUGGCCAGUGGGGGCGGCUGGACUCGGGGUGGGGGGGAUCAAGGCCUCUGGGACUAUGGCGGGGGCAAGGGCUGAAUCCCCGCCGAGCACACUUUUAACACAGACUUCCUCGGGAAUUGCACUAAACCCCUGCCCCUAGCUCUGAGCUCCGCUUCUGAUCGCCCUGCCCACCCACUCCGCCUUAACCCCUGGCCCGCCCGCCCGUCCUAGGGGCCGCAGUGUCCGCAUGGGCCCAGCGCCGGGACCCCGGCCCCUGACCCCGCGCAAUCACAUACUGUACAUAGACGUGGAUCGAUUUUAUUUUUAUUCUUUAAAUUAAGGUCGUGAUCAAGUGUUGCCAAAGAUACUGCUGAGUUCUCGCGUUUCAGGAAACAAACAAACAAAAAAAAAAAUAUUUGAGGGGGAGCGUGCUGACUGGUCAGAAAGGACACAGCAAAACGUUUUUUUGUUUGGUUGUUUGGGGUUUUUUUUUUUUUUUGUGUUUUCUUUUUUUGGGGUGUUUUUUUUUUUUAACUGCCUGGUACAAAAAAAAAAAAAAGAAAAGAAAAACAAAGCGAAAUUGUUAUUUCCAUCAUCUUGGUGAAGUUGGGUGGAUGUGUGUGCGCGUGUGUGCGAGAGUGAGGUCCGGGCCAGGGGCUCCGGGCAGGGUUGUGGGGGGAGCUCCCGGGGGGGGGGGGGGGGGAGGUGUGUGCCGGAGGGCCUCCCCCAACACCCCCCGGAGCGGUCAGCUGACCUGUGGGACCUAGGAGAGAGGCUAACACCCUUGCUACUUCUCCCUGCCUAGCACCCCCCCACACCCUGACCCCACCUUUUGAGAUUAAGAAAAAAAAAAAAAAGCAAAAAAACACUACAAAACAGAAAAAAAAAAAAAAAAACUUAAAACCCAGUGAAUGUAAAGUUCCGGACCAGGCCCAGCCUGGCACGGGUGUGGGCCUGCGCCUCUCCGGGUUCCAGCAGGCCAUACCAAAGUCGGCCCCCCCUUGGGUGGCUUGCCCAGGAGACCCCCCCUGUGGCCAUCUCGUCGCCAUUUGUACCUGGCUGUCCCUUUGCUUCCUUCCGGGGUUGGGGGGGGUGGUGGCGGGAGCCGGGGGGGGGGGGGCAGCAGCAUUGGACACGUCGCGCAUGGUGGGGUCGAGGCUGGGCCGGGCGGGGGGAGGGGCCCCCCAGGACCGAGGCAGUCCAGGCAGCCGGGAUUGUAGGAGGCCAGACAGAGUGAAAGGAAAAGCAGGACAAAAAAUUUAAAACAGAAAAAAAAAAAAAAAAAAAAAAGCAAAAA